Messenger RNA from Orcinus orca (killer whale), 1339 nucleotides. RefSeq names its product gamma-glutamyl hydrolase (gene GGH). Gene Ontology annotation, cellular component: vacuole. The record is from RefSeq and is a predicted model, not a curated record. Lineage: Eukaryota; Metazoa; Chordata; Mammalia; Artiodactyla; Delphinidae. Bases 123 to 1079 code for a protein of 318 amino acids. The transcript is spliced from 9 exons. Gene Ontology annotation, molecular function: gamma-glutamyl-peptidase activity. Gene Ontology annotation, biological process: tetrahydrofolylpolyglutamate metabolic process.
UAGGCCCCUGCGGCGGAGCACCGCCCUCGCCCUAAACCCUGGCUCGGCCGGGAGGCCGGGGUUGAGUCACUUGGCUGCGCGCCGGCAGUACCUUUGAAAGGCGGCGGGAGGCGGCGAACGCGAUGGCGAGCUUGGGUCUUCUGCUGAGAGUGCUGGGCCUGGUCCUUUGCGGGGCGGCGAGCCUUGGGCUGUCCACUUCUCCCGCCCCCACCUCCAAGAAGCCCAUCAUCGGAAUAUUAAUGCAAACGUGCCAUAGUGAGAACAUGAAAAUCCUGGGAAAGUACUAUAUUGCUGCAUCCUAUGUAAAGUAUCUGGAAUCCGCAGGUGCAAGAGUUGUGCCCAUAAGGCUUGAUCUUAAAGAUGAAGAGUAUGAAAAGCUUUUCAAGUCUAUUAAUGGGAUCCUUUUCCCUGGAGGAAGUGUUGACCUCAUAAAUUCAGGUUACGCCCACGUGGCCAAAAUAUUUUACAAGUUGGCCAUACAGGGUUUUGGUAAUGGAGACUAUUUUCCUACGUGGGGGACCUGCCUUGGAUUUGAAGAGCUUACGUAUCUGGUCAGUGGAGAGAGCUUAUUAACCCUCACAGAUACUGUUGGAAUUAAAAUGCCACUGAACUUCACUAGAGGUCCAUUGCAGGGCAGAAUGUUCCAGAAUUUUCCUGCUGACUUGUUGCUGUCAUUAGCAAUAGAACCUCUGACUGCAAAUUUCCACAAGUGGAGCCUCUCUGUGAAGAAUUUUACAAUGAAUGAAAAGUUAAAGGCGUUUUUCAAUAUAUUAACUACAAAUACAGAUGGCUCUAUUGAGUUUAUUUCAACAAUGGAAGGAUACCAGUAUCCGGUAUAUGGUGUCCAGUGGCACCCAGAGAAAGCUCCUUAUGAGUGGGGCAAAUUAAAAGGCAUUUCCCAUGCGCCUAAUGCUGUGAGGGCUGCAUUUUAUUUAGCAGAGUUCUUUGUGGCUGAAGCUCGGAAAAACAAUCACCAUUUUGAAUCUGAUGUUGAAGAGGGCAAAGCACUGAUUUAUCAGUACCGUCCAGUUUAUACUGGGAACAUUUCUUCGUUUCAGCAAAGUUAUAUAUUUGAUUGAAAGCCUUCAAUGUGUUAACAGAGAAAUUUUGAUUAACUCCAUGAUUAAACUGUUGUAAUAACUUGUUACUCAUGACGAUAAUAGAAGGCCACAGAGAUUCCUUUUCUAUGAUGUUACUGGCUCUGAUUCUUCAUUCAGUAUAUUUGACUAUAUCACAUUUGAUAAUCAGUCAGUGAGACAGAUACAUAAUCUGAGUGUUUUUCAUGGAAAAGCUUUCUUUUAUCUGAAGAUUAGAAAAAAAUAAAUUUAUUAAAAAUACA